Messenger RNA from Zophobas morio, 3416 nucleotides. RefSeq names its product GATA zinc finger domain-containing protein 14-like (gene Cpap1-i). The transcript has 4 exons. NCBI's taxonomy places the organism in Eukaryota, Metazoa, Arthropoda, Insecta, Coleoptera, Tenebrionidae. Gene Ontology annotation, molecular function: chitin binding. The record is from RefSeq and is a predicted model, not a curated record. The coding region runs from base 122 to 3217 and encodes 1031 amino acids. Gene Ontology annotation, cellular component: extracellular region.
UUCUUUGGCUAUCCCCCCAACUAGGCAGACUCAGCCUUAGCCCCUCUUCAGAGGACAUCCUUUCACUAACAUCUUCAAGAAACAUCUGAGUGCCUCUUCAGUUAUUCGGUGGCUUACCAUCAUGAAGGGUGUUAGUGUACUUAUUUUUAUAGGGUUGUUGGGGUGCACGUGCUCCCAAUUCCUCAACCACCGCCCUUUCCCCACCUACAGCCUGGAAAACAUGCCCGACACCCAAUUCACCUGCAGGGAUAAGAUCCUCGGUGGCUACUACGCCGAUGUCGAGACCAUGUGCCAAAUGUUCCACAUUUGCGUAAAAGUCGCCGGAGUCGGAGUGCAAGAUUUCCGCUUCCUGUGUCCCAACGGGACGGCUUUCGACCAAGACCAUCAGAUCUGCGCCGAAUGGGAGGAUGUCGACUGCGACGUAUCCACAUUGUAUUAUUCUAGCGAUAACUUCGACCUUUACCGCAUCGGAUCAGGUUUUGAGUCAAAGGCGGUGAAAUAUGGUGAAGAUGAAGAAACUUUCGCUCUACAACGCGCAGAAUCUGGUGACGCUAGACUUAACCGAGACCAUCAGACCCAAAGGGUGAAUCAACAGAAAGAUCAACUUAGAAAGAACAAGCCACAAAGUAACUUCAACAAUAAUAACAACAACAACAACAACAACAACAACAACAACAACGACAGAGAUAUCUUUAAAGGUUCCAGCAGCUCUAACUUCUUCAACAACAGAAACGGUGGUAAAGAAACCGACGACGAUUAUGAUGACAAUGUCAAUGUUAACCAAAAUAAUGACAAUUUCCAAAAGAAGAAGGUUUUGAGAAAGCAAAAUAGAAGACCUGUGCAAAACGACAACCAAUUUAACAAUAAUAACAACAAUAACAACAAUAACCAGUUUAACAACAACAACAACAACCAGUUCAACAACAACCAACAAACUCGAAGACCGGCCCAAAACGACAACAAUCAAAACCACAACCAACAAAACAGAAGACCCGUCCAAAACGACAACCACCAACAAAGACGACCAGCACAAAAUGACAAUAACAAUCAAAAUUACAACCAACAGAGUCGCAGACCUGCUCAAAACGACAACCAGAGUGGAAAUCGCCAGCAGCACCACAGAGGAAAUCACAAUGAUAAUCAAAACAAUCGUCAACAAAGUGAUUCUCAAAACAAUCGCCAGCAGAACGAUUACCAGAGCAAUCGUCAACAAAACGAUUUCCAAAGCAAUCGUCAACAAAACGAUUUCCAAAGCAAUCGUCAACAAAACGAUUUCCAAAGCAACCGUCAACAAAACGAUUUCCAAAGCAAUCGUCAACAAAACGAUCAUCAAAACAACCGCCAGCAGUCAAGCAGAGGUCAAAAUAACAACAACCGCCAGGAGCAGAGUAACAACAACCGUCAGGAACAAAAUAACGAUUCCCAAAACCGUCAAGUCGAAGCACAAACCUACAGACCACACCGUCCUACUGGAUUUGUUAACAACUUUGCUGGAAGUAGCUACGUGCCAACGACUCAUCGUCCCGUUUCUACUACUAGUCUUGCAGAAACUAAUAAGCCGAGAAAUGGGCAAAAUCAGUACAACGAUAGACAAUACAAUAACGCUGACAGCUUCAGACAAAAUCAGAAUCCUCCUACUCCUUCUUACACCAUAAGUACUCCAGCUCCUUUCAAGCAGUCUCAACAGUACAAUAGUCCUCCUAAUAGACAAACUACCCAGUACAACAACGGUCAGUACAAUCCUACUACUCAAGCUCCUCAGAAGGAAACGGAGAAUUACCCUACCAAUUUCCCUAAGCAAUCAUACAACAAAGCUACUGAGAAUUACCCAAGUUCUAGAUUUACUCAGAAGCAGACGGAGAACUACCCUACUCCAGCUCCAAUUAACAGGAAUAGUCCGUUCAGUACGCAGUAUGAUAUCCCGAAGGUGAAAUCGACGGAAAACUAUCCUACUCCAGCUCCGGUUAACAGGAAUAGUCCGUUCAGUAAUCAGUAUGAUAUUCAGAAAGUGAAAUCGACGGAGAACUACCCAACCACGGCUGCACCUAGUAGGAACAACCAGUUUAAUAAUCAGUACAACAAUGGUGCUAAUAGUAAGUCAUCGGACAACUACGCCACACCAGCACCAGCCACUAGGAAUAACCAAUUCAAUAAUCAGUACAAUGCUCCUAAGAGUAAGGCAACUGAGAAUUACCCUACACCAGCUCCGGCUAACAGGAACAACCAGUUUAAUAAUAAUAAUAAUCAGUACAAUAAUGCUCCAAAGAGUAAACCAACAGAGAAUUACCCAACUCCAGCCCCAGUCAGUAGGAACAACCAGUUUAAUAAUCAAUACAACAACGCCCCUAAGAGUAAACCAACGGAAAAUUACCCCACACAAGCUCCUAAAGUUACUCAGUACAACACUCACUACGACAUUCCAAAAGUGAAACAGACCAAACAGGAGAACUACCCAACUACUCCUUUCAAAAACGAUUAUUCGACCCAAUUUAAUAAGAAGGCUACAACACCUGUCAAACAAACCGAGAACUACCCUACCACUUUUGCUCCCAAAUACAACAAAGCUCCUACUCAGUCACAACAAUUUAACAACAACAACAACAACAACAACAACAACAACAACAAUAACAACAACAAGAACAACAACUACCCAUCAACGUUUUCGCCACGCACGAACUCUGGUUAUACCCAAAUUUCGCACCAGACCACACAGUACAACAACCCGACUAACAACAACCAACAACAACAACAACACAGUACUCCCAGAACUACUCCCUUCACCCAAUACACUCCCACAGUACCUAAAAUCUCCUCCACGACACCAGUAGCUCGUUCUAACCGAUAUGACGAAACCCAGUACGAUGAUGGUUCCUACAACUCCAAGUACGACAAGAAUGACGACGAGUUCUUGAAGACGGCCCACAGUCAAAAUAUUGCUAGCAGCAGGAACGAGUACUCAAAAACUACCAAGAAUGUUUCUCCUUCCACGCAAAAACCCCAUUUUGAGAGUCCCAGACCGUUUUCUGUAAGCUCGAACACACCCAAGGUUACAGAUUACCCUAAGUCGACUCCUAGGCCAGUAGAAAACAAGGGUAACACGAGUAGUAAGAAAGUUAAAGAUGCCAGUUACGAUUAUGCGUACUACGAUUCCAAUGUGGGAAGUGAGCCAGAGUACGAUAUCGACACAGAAAUCAAAAAAGCCAAUGUGAAGAAUUAGGGUAGUUGUAGUUGUUUAGUUGUUUUUAAGUCUGUUUUAAUUUUAUUUACUUCUCAAAUGUGAACAGUAUUUUUAUAUGAAAUCGGAGAAAAUUUUAACUUUAUUCUAAGGUUGUACAUAUUGUAUUUUAUUAAGAUGAAUAAAGUACUGUUAUUUAAAUGUUAUUAGCAGCAGUUAUGAAUAAACGCUGAUAAGACAA